UGAAAACCGGCAGAAAUCAACGUGUGGUCCAGGAGAAAAGAUGGCAGGACGUGUAGGGGGUGAAGCCUCCCCGAAAAAGAACACGUCUCUCAACCUGGUGGCGGGGUUCUUCCACUACCUCCGUGAUGAGCAGGAGGCAGUGCAGAAAAGAACAUUCACAAAAUGGAUCAAUUCCCACUUGGCAAAGCAUGUCCCGCCUCUGGAAGUGACGGACUUAUUUGAGGACAUCAAAGAUGGUGUGAUGCUUCUGGCUUUGCUGGAAAUCCUCUCUGGACAAAAACUGCCAUGUGAACACGGCAUGAAGCUAAAGAGGAUCCAUUGGGUCGCGAACAUCGGUACAGCUCUGAAGUUCCUCGAGGGUAGAAAGUCUGCCUACAGAGGAUCUCCGAUCAAAUUAGUGAACAUAAACUCAACAGACAUUGUGGAUGGACGGCCUUCGAUUGUACUGGGGUUGGUGUGGACAAUAAUCCUUUAUUUCCAGAUUGAGGAGCUAACGUGCAGCUUACCAGCACUCCAUGCCUUCUCCAGCAGCACCUCCUCACUGGACAGCUCCACCAGCAGCACUGACACCACCAGCCCACCUGUUAAAAGGAAGCCCCAGCCUCCUGUGCAGGGUGGAGCCAGAAAGGCAUUGCUGAGAUGGGUUCAGCAGACAGCUACCAAAUGUCUGGGGAUUGAGGUGAAGGACUUUGGCCCCAGCUGGCGGACAGGUUUAGCAUUCCUUGCAGUCAUCAAUGCUCUCCGACCUAAUCUAGUUGACAUGGAGCGUGUAUGGAAUAGGCCUAAUCGAGAAAAUCUGCAAGAAGCCUUCCUAUUGGCCGAGACUGAGUUAGGCAUUCCACAGCUUCUUGAUCCAGAUGAUGUUGAUGUAGACAAGCCAGAUGAGAAAUCUGUUAUGACGUACGUGGCCCAGUUCUUGAAACAUCAUCCUGACCAAAAGCAGAGCGACGCAGAGGGAGAGCCACACGAGGAGAGGGAGCAGCGAAAGAGCCUGAGGGAGCUCAAAAUGUGGCUCGACCAGCUGGAGAAGGAUACGGUACGGGCACGGGAGACGGAGGGCAGUCUUGCUCAACAGUACCAGUUAUUCAAGCGUCUGCAUGUCCAGUUGGAGAUGAGGCGGAAGCAGGUGGAGGGAGCUUUGCAGUCUACACAGCGGGACGGGAUGCUGACUGUGGAUCAGGCUCUGGUCAAACAGGCCUGGGAGAGGGUUUCCAAGAGGCUUCUGGACUGGCAUCUUCAGCUGGACAGGUCCCUGCCAACUCCUCUGGAUACAGUUGGGGAAUGGCUGCACGAGGCUGAACGAGCCCUGCGACAAGAAAUUGUCCUCCAGCAGGCACAUGACGUCACUGCCAGCACUGUACACAGAGCUCUGGAGCAGCACAAGGAUGUGUUGAAGAGCCUGGAGAGUCACCAGCAAGUCUUUCAGAGAAUUCAUAGAGACAGAAGUGUUGAUGGGGUCCCUGUGCCCCCGGAUCAGCUCCAAGACAUGGCUGAGCGGAUGAACUUUGUUUCUACAUCCUCUAACGUCCAUUUGGCUCGAAUGGAGUUCUUGGAAAACAAACACCACAUGCAGGCCUUCCUCACACUAGCUGAGUCCAAACUCAAAUCCUGGAUCAUUAAAUAUGGCCAACAGGAAUCUGUGGAGCUGAUGCUCCACAACUAUAUUUCAUUUGUGGAAAAGCAGCGUUUCUUUGAAAAUUACGAGAUGUUGUUCCAGUCUCUUAAACAAUCUGCAGAGGCCUAUGUGAGUGCGGACAGCUCAGUGGAUGAAGGUGAGAUGGGAGUACGAAGAUUUAUGCGGGAAGUGGUGAUUCAGUGGAGGAGUUUAUCCAUGGAAGUACGCAGCGUGAGAAGCAUGCUGGAGGAGGUGCUGUCCAACUGGGAGAGGUACACUUCCACCGUGGCGUCCUUACAGACCUGGCUGGAGGAUGCAGAGGAAGCUCUGAGCCAUCCAGAGAACUCUAAACGGGAGUUUUUCAGGAAUCUGAGCCAUUGGAUGGAUCACCAUGCAUCCAUGAACGACGCAGGGAAUUUUCUCAUUGAAACUUGUGAUGAGACUGUGUCACUUGACCUCAAGCAGCAGCUGCUUCUGUUGAAUGGACGAUGGAGAGACCUUUUCCUCCAAAUCAAACAAUAUGCCCACUCGGAUGAGUUGGAGAAGUGGAGAAAAGACCACCUGAAGGCUGUGUGGACCCUGAAAGAGCUACUCGACACGGCAGAAGCAAAGUUAAAUGCUCCUGUCCAGGUGUCCUUUGUCAGUGUCAAAUCCUUCCUACAGGAUGUGGAGAAUACCAAGCAAAAGGUUGUUGCCAUGGAGACACAAUACAAGUUGGCUGCCCGCAGUGCUCAGCUUCUUGCCAAGGAUGCACCACAGGAUGAGGCAACUAGGGUCAUGGUGACUAUGACAUCAGGCAAAAGUCAGCUUAGUAAGGUGAGAGAGCGGUGCCCCUCCCUGGUGAGGGAGUGUCACGUCCUUCUGCCACUACUAGAGGAGAUGGAGAAACACAUCAGUACUUUUUGCCAGGCUCUGGAGCGGGCAAGUCGCAUCCUUUCUGCUGUGAGGGAUCCAGGUUCGCAGGCACCUGCCCAGCAAAAGCUUAAGUGGCAGGAUCUGCUAAACCAGCAGCAAAGUUGCAAAAGAUGUCUGUCGGUGAUCGAGCGGAACCACCAAACCCUGCAGAGGAGUGUCAGCAACAGUAAGAUUCUGGGAAACUUUGACCUGUCCUUGCUGCAAAAGAGAGUUGCAGAAAUACAAGGAUCAUCACAGACAUUGCUGAAAGAGGUUGGGGAGUGGAGGAGGCAGGAAGAGGCCAACAACAGCCUGAGGAGGAGGUUUGAGGAAUCACGACAUGAGCUGGAGAAAGUACUGAAGAAAGCACAUGACUGCCUGAGAGAGACUGGAGACGCAGAAGAUUUACUGAAGAAACACACUGAUUUCUUUGGCCAGCUGGACCAGCGAGUGCUGAGUGUGUUCUUGAAAGCGUGUGAUGAGCUGACAGACAUCUUGCCUCAAGAGGAGCAACAGGGGCUGCAGGAAACUGUCCGUAGGCUGCACAAACACUGGAAGGACCUCCAAGGUGAGGUCCCAUCUCACCUUCUUCGCUUGAAAGUGGAAGUGGAGAGAAAUCGAGUGGCUGUGAUACUCCAAGACUGCAAAGCAGAGCUGGACAGAGAGCUGCAAGCCCUGUCAGGCACAUGCACCAGCGAGCGAGUGAUCAAAGAGCACAGAACUUUCUUCAAGGAACGCAAACCUCUGACUUUGUGUGAGAAGAGGAUUAGAAACAUGGAGGAUCUGUGUCAUAAGUUGCCUGACAAUGACCUGGCUUAUCAAAAGCUUGACUCAACCAGAAAGGCUGUAGAAGAGGUUACAGAACAAAUAAAAAUCAUUCACCUGAAACUGGAGCAGCACCCUGACAAAUGGAAAGAAUGGAAUGAGAGGUUCUGCGAGCUUACUGACUGGCUCUCAUCUCAGAGAAGGCAAGUGUUGCUCUUGAAAGAAAUGGCAAUGAAUUCCCAUCAUCAGGAGCAAGUUGAUGCUGCUGUUCAGGCACUGCAGCAGGCAGUGGACACUCGUGAAGAGAGCCUUCUGUGGCUAAAGAGUCGCCUCGCUGGCCUGUCUGAGGUUAGCUCUGAACUUGAAGUCCAGAGACAGAGAGCGGCUCUGACCAAACUUUCAACUGACCUGCGGGCGCUCUUAUCUUCACUCUGCCAGGUGAGUGAAGAGGGAUCUGCUGUGUUCCACUAUGGGGAGCUGAGGGAUGAAGUCCAUGGCACUCUGGAGCAGGUUUUGAGGGCCCAGAAAGAGGCUGAGGAGCAGUCGCUCAGGAUACUGAAUGCUGAGAGCCUGGAGGAGGCCAAACAGCUUUAUCUUAUUCACCAGCAACACCUAAAACAGCUGCAUGCUAACAGGAGAGAGGCCGAGCUCCUGGUGUCUCACUGCCGCCAGUUGCAGUCGGGUGAGAUGCUCCGUCAGUCUCUACGUGAGCUAGAGGGAGCUUUCAGCCAAGCUGACUGCAAAGCAGGGGCCAAGGAGCACAACCUGCAGGCAACUUUGGGCUCUUGGCAAGAAUUUGAGACGGAGAGAGAAAUGGUUUGGAGGUUCAUCAGCAAUGCUAACAAUGAACUGCACAAAGAACUGAUUUUCAACAGCUUGGACAGCUUGAGAAAAGAACUGGAGAAUAACAAGGAGCUUUUCAUAGAGUUUGAGGAGUACUCUGUACGAGCAGAUAUGCUGUUGGAGAAGGCAGCAGAUAUUCAGCUUGGUCCAAAGAAUCAGGGUCUUCUUCUCCAACAGGCCCAGUCCACCAGAGAAGCAGUCGCACAACUUGAAAGACACCUAAAAGAAAAUGUUGUCCAGCUGGAGAGGAUUUGCUUGCGAUGGGAGCGUUUCAGUCGUGAAUCAGAGGCUUUCUCUCUGUCAAUCAAUGAGAAAGAGCAGGAGCUGGAGGCUCUCAGCACCAUUUCCUCCACCGAUCCUUUAGAUAAACACAUCAGAGCUGUAGACAUGAUAAGGGACCGUUUGGAGGAGAGAAGGGCAGCUUUAGCUCACAUGGAGCUUGAUUGUGAGGCCCUGUCCAGGUUUGUGACCCCUGGAGAGGGCGGACGUAUUCGUGCCCAACUUAUCCACGCAAGGCGAUGGCAUGAUGAGCUAAUGGGGAGAGUAGAGCAGCUUGGCGUUCACCUCAACCAGAAUGCCUCCUACAGGCAGCGAUGCAAUGAUAACCUUGAACAGCUCAAGAAAACGAUGAGUGAUCUUAAAGAAAAACUGGACUGUCCAAUCACAUUUUGCUCAUCGUCAUCAGAGACCUACAAAAUCCUCCAGGACCACAUUGAGCUCUGCCAGAGUGUCGAGCAGCUGAAGCCCGGACUGAUGGCACUGUGUUCGGCCACUAAGAGGCUUGCAGAGGGCAGCCAGCUGGAAGAGGAGGCGGCUGACCUCCAGAUGCAACAGAGACAGUUAACAGGAAAGGCUACAGAAAAGCAAUCCACAUUAGAGAGCCUAUUAGCUCUGUGGCAAAGAUAUGAAAAGGAGAAUUCAUCCAUGAAAAGUUGGCUGGACAGGUGUGAAUCCGUGUGCUGCCCAGACGCUGAGCUGCUGUCUGCAGAUAAAGUGAAACUUAGGAAUGAACUACAAAUUGUGCAGGAAAUGCUGGGAGAGACUGAGUCUUAUGAGGCUCUCCUCCAGGGUCUUGUGAACCUCAGGCUUUGUCUGUAUCCCUGUGCACCUGAAGCUCGUAUGCAAGAGCUCAGUGAUGACCUCACUCAACUUCAGGAGAGAUGCGCUUUUAUGAAAAUCAGCAUAUCACAAAGGUGUAAGCUCCUGCAGUUGCAUUUGGAGCAGUUGGAGCAGUUUGAUAAGACUCUACUAACUGUAACGCAAAGAAGUGAAAACUUCCUGUCUAGCUUGAGAAGCUCUUCUUAUGUGGAUAUUUCCGACCUUGAGGCGGCAGUUACUAAAUUAAAGGAACAUGAGGCACAGCUGCAAGAAGACACACUGCUGAGAGAGACUCUUCAUCACAGAGUGUCGUCCCUGCUUGGUUGUUCCACUCCCGAGGCUCAACAGCAGCUUCAAGGCUGGAGGGAGGACUGCUUACAACCCCUCUGUGAAUCCCAGCGUCUCCUGCUUGUCCGUAAAGAGUGCCUCUCUGAGUUGAAGUCUUUCCUUGAGAAGCAUGAGAUGGCAACCGAGGCCGUAUGCCGCCUUCGUGAAGCGGUGGAGGGCAGGGGGAGCUGGGACCACUCCAAAGCUGAGGAACUGCACCGUGGAAUUGUCGAAGUGGCUAAAGAUGUGGCCCGACUUGAGGCUGAAGCCGUGGGGUUAGAUGGACAGCUAAGUAAAGCACACCUGCACCUGUAUGGACCUGACGAUGUCAGUCAUGUACAUGGAAGAACAUCUUGCAGAGGACAGGCAGUGGCCCUCACAAUGGCUCUGGAGGAGGUCCAGAGGGGGGUUGGAUGGAGACAAAGUGAAGCAGAUGCUUUAGGGGCUUUAUGGUGCUCCUUCAGAGAGAGAAAGGAGGAGGUGAUGAAGAAUUUGAAGAAACUGGAGGCUGAUGCCAGACAGGAGGGGUCCAGAGAGUGCUCUGUACAGGCGUUCCAGACCAGGCUGCGUUUCUUUGUCCAGCUGGAGGAUGAGCUCCAGUCACUGCAGCACUCCCAGCAAUGGUUGGAGGAGAAAGGAAACCAGUUGGCCCAGAGAGACAGUGAGCUGGCAGGAGAAGCUCUCCGGGAGGUGACGCUGGUGAAGACAGCCUGGGAGACUCUAAAGACACUGAUAACUAAUAGUGAGGAGCAGAGUGGAGCUCUGGUCGAUCUUCUGCGUUUGUUUUUCCACCAGAAGUCAGCUCUCACCACUGUUAUGGAAAACGCUCAGGCUGUUGCUCACAAUCUGCCCGACCAUAACCAUAACGCUCAGGAGGCCAAAAGUACCUUCACACAACACGAGGCCGUCCGAGCUGAGCUCAGUGAAAAGCAGGAGGAGAUGGACCAGCUUAUCACCAUGGUGGAGGAGCUGCAGAGAGAGCUGGACAAGGUUCCUCACUCCGACAUGAGCUGCAUCCAGAAAGACAUGGAGGCUCUCAGAGACGAGUGGCUGGGGGUGUCAGAAAAAAUUCAAACCAACACAGAGAGACUUGGCUACUGUGUUGCACUCUGGGAUGACCUCAAGGCCAUGGACCAGGACAUCAACCAGUGGACAGUGGCCUCCAUCACUGAGCUCAGCGACACCAUCAGCAGUCUCGGGAACAAGGAGCAGGCAGAAGCCCGACUGGCUACCUUUCAGGCUGAGGUUGGAAAGAGGGAGCAGUGGCUGGAUGUCCUGCAGGAGAGAGUGGCAGAACUGAAGCAGAGAGCCAAACUACAGGAAACACCAAUACAGAUGCAGGUCCUGGAGUCGGAUCUAAGGAAGAAAAUGUUCCACGCGCAGGAGGUGUUCAAUCAGGCCAAACACACUCUGACCUACUUCAACUUCCAGAAGCAGCGGCUUGAGGACCUCAUGUCUCAGAUGACAGAGCGGCUAGAUGUAGCUGAGGGUUCCUUAUCGGACCUCACUGAAGCUGGUUCUCUUGAAGACAUCCGUACAGUUAAGGACCUACAGAGUGUUGUUCAGCAACAGAGGGCAGAUAUGGACUCGGCGAGAGAGGCCCUGACGUCCCUGAGCAGAUCACAUCCCUCUCAAGAAUUAUCACGCCUUUCAUCUGAUCUCACCUCCAUUGCCAAGCGAACGGAGGCUGUUGCCCAACGCUGUGCAAAAACCAGGGGCACCCUGCAGGAUGGACUACAGCUCCACUUUAACAAGCUUGUCCAAGAUUUCAAGUCCUGGCUCACAGAUGUGAAGUUGGAGCUGAAAGACUGUUUUAACCAAUCAGGCGAUGUCGCCGUCCUUGGAGCCAAGUUACAAAGACUAAAGGGGUCUGAUGAGCAGAUAUCGGAGGGUGAGAAGCGUCUCUCUCAGAUUUGUGAGGAGGCCGAGAACCUCCAGCUCCACCUGAGCAGAGCCGGAGCAGCACAGGUCCAGGAGAACCUUUCUGCCUGUCAGAAAGAGUGGAAAAACUGUCUUGACGUCUGUUCUCAGAGCCAACAAGACUUGCAAGAGACCAUUGACCUUCUGAAAAAUUUUGAUGAUUCUGUGGAGGAUGUAACCGACUGGAUGAGGCAGAUGAAUCUCAGCCUCAAGAGUGAGCCUGUUCUCAGAUCAGAGAGCCCACAAGGCCCUCCAGACAUCACAGAAGAGCUGGUUAGAAUGGAAAACAUCCAUAAGGAUCUGAUGGCAAAAAGGGAGACUAUUGAACAUCUCUGCCAUGAGGCCCAGGCUCUGUCUGAAUCUGCCCGGGGGUCAGGAGGAGAGGUCAGAGUGACAGGCCAGCUCCAGACGGAGUAUCAAGCCAUGUUGAAGGCAGCCAGGGAGAGGCUGCGAGGCUGCCAGGAGAGUCAGGCCUUUGGAGACAUCCUCCAGGGAGUUUGGGUCUGGCUGGAGGAGAUCCAGGAGCGACUGGGUACAGUAGAUAGCACGAUGGGAACCAAAGAACAGCUAGAGCAGAGGCUGGAGACAGUGCAGGACAUCCUGCUUUUGAAGGGAGAAGGGGAGGUCAAGUUGAAUAUGGCGAUGGGCAAAGGUGAGCUGGCCCUGCGUUGCUAUGGAGCUGCUGGACAGGAAGUGGUCCGCUCUCAGCUACAGGAAGUUGAGGAUGCAUGGGCUACACUACUUGUUACAGCCAUGAGCUGCCACAGCCGAUUGGAGUGGACAGUGUCACAGUGGGGAGGAUAUCUUGAGAGCGCCGCCCAGCUGCAGGGUUGGAUGGAGGCUAUCAAACGAGAGAUGAUUGCUCCUCUCAUACCCCAGCCAGGACCCAGAGAGAAAGCCUCCCAGCUGGAGAGGCUUAGAGCCCUGCUGGGUGACCUUGAAGACCACCAGAUGGCACUCUCCAGCCUCGAAGAAAAAGCCAGAGAACUCUUCAAGAAAACUGGUGACGCUAGCUUUAACCAUGGUGCUCGUACCCAGCUGCAGGUGCAGUUUGAUGACCUCACAGCUUUGGUGGAGGAGAGGGUACGUUUGGCACAGGCUGUAGUGUUGGAGCACCAGGACUACUUGGAGGCUGUACGGGAGCUCACUGAUUGGCUGAUGACUGCAGGGGAGGAGCUGCAGCAUUGGUCUGAUGCAUCAGGAGACUCAGUCUCCAUCAAAAAGAAACUGUCAGAAGUGAGGGAGCGUGUGGAGUGUCGACUCAUGGAGGGCCGAGAACGCCUCAGCCGGGUUCGUCGCAACGCCGCCACCACAGCGGAGCACACGGCGGCAGGUGGCUGUGAAGCCAUAGAUCGACAGCUGGGGGCGCUGUCACACGCCCUGGAGCAGUGGGAGGGGGCCGCUCUGAGAGCCAGAGAUGGCCUGGAGGGGGCCCUUGCGGCUGCUGCAGCUUCGGAGGAGGAAUACGCCCGUCUAACUUCCCGCCUGGAGGAUGAACUAAGGGAGUUUGAUGGAUGUUUAAGGGGGUGGAGCCAGGAGUUGAUUAAAGCUGAAGGACGGAGCAAUGGCGAGGAAGCAGUGGAGGGAUGGAAGCUGGCUAAGGAUAUUCUGGAGGGCUUGCAGAGCGUUGAGCCGAUGGCAGAGAAACUGAAAGGGCAACUAAAUGACCUGGUGCGAUACUCCAGAGACUUGGGCUCGCAGUCAGACAGAGUCACUGCACUUAUCAAACAGCACAACAGUCUCAGUCUUCGUGCAUCCAGGGAGUGUCAAAAUAAGGAGCGUUUGUUGGAGCAGAGGUUUCGUGCAGCCCUGAGAGACUUCCAACAGUGGCUGGUCAAUGCCAAGAUUAGUACCGCCAAGUGCUUUGAUGUGCCUCAAACCGUCACAGAGGCCUCCACUGCUUUACAAAGAAUCCAAGAGUUCUUGAAUGACAGAGAAAAUGGCCAGGCCCGGCUGAGUACAGUAGGAGCCUGUGGGGAGCUGCUGAUGGCUGUGGUGUCCAAAGACAGAGUGGAGGGAAUCACGGCAAAAGUGGCAAAUGCCAGGGAGGAAUGGAAGAGCUUGAUGAGUAACCUGCAGAUGAGAGAAGAUGUACUCAAGAACCUGCAAGCCCAGAUGACAGAGUUUGAGGCCAGUGCCGAGCCUCUGCAGGACUGGCUCACCAACACAGAGGUCAGAGUACAGGAGAGCAGCACUCGGAUGCAUGACCUUCCAGCCAAGAAAUACGAACUCUGCAAACUUCAGUGUGUACUGGAGGAGAUGGCCAGUCGGGAGGUAGAGCUGGGCAGGCUGAGAGAAAGGGCUCAUCGUCUCUGGGAGGGACAAGCAGCCGGAAAAGGCUUCGUCCACAGAGUAUCUCAACUCUCAGCACAGUACCUAGCACUCAGCAACUUAACCAAGGACAAGGCUUCAAGGAUUGAACGUAUCGUUGGGGAACACCGACUUUUCUCCGAAGGACUUAAGGAGCUUCAGGAUUGGGUGUGUGAGGCACAGAGGGUCAUCAACACCUUCACCUCCACCACCACAGACAAAGGCGUGUUGGAGGACCGCAUGUUACAACUGGAAGCCUUACUUGCUGCUCGUCAGGGAAGGGAGAUCCAGCUGAAAAUGUUGCUGACGCGAGGAGAAGCUGUCCAGAGGAAUACUUCGGCUGAGGGGGUCCCAGUGAUCCGGAAACAGAUCCAAGACCUCAAAGACUCAUGGGACUUGUUGCUUUCUGCCUCAAUCCAGUGUAAAAGUCAGUUGGAAGGGGCUCUUUCGCAGUGGACCAGCUAUCAGGAGGACGUGGGGCAGUUCGUGCAGUGGAUGGACCAGGUGGAAGAGACACUCAGCUGCACAGACAGACAGUACUCUGAGAUGAGAGACAAGACCGCUAACCUGGGAAAGACAAAGCUUCUUUAUGAGGAAGUACUGAGUCACAGCAGUCCUCUGGAGACCAUUGCUACCAAAGGUUCCAACAUGGUUGAGCACUACACGACCCAGCAGGAGGUGCAGCAGCUGCAGUGUAGAUACAACAACCUCAAAGAAAAAGCUAAGAAUGCUGUUAGUAAGGCCAAGGAGCUGGUGCUGGUCCAUCAGGAAUAUCAAAGGGGUUUGCACGAGUUCGAGGACUGGCUGGAGCAGGAACAGGCGUCUCUGGCAUCUCUGUCUCAUCCAGAGGGAAAUGUGGAUACGCUUGAGAAAACCCUGCAGCAGCUCCAGAGUCUACAGGAACAUUGCAUAAAUGGCCAGUCUUUGCUCACUACUGUGCUGGCCAGCAGAGACAGAGUAAUCCCCUGGGGCAUACCUCAGAUUGAAGACCGGGCCCUGGACACUGUUCAGAGAGAGUGGGCGGCCCACCAGAGCCGCCUGGAGGAAACUCAAGCUCAACUGCACUCCACACUGACCCGGCUGAGGCAGAUGGGUCAUAGGUUCUUGAACCUGGCUCAGUGGCUGGAGGACAUGGAGAAGGCGGCAAAUAUCAGAAGUAACCGGCGGUCAGACGGAACCAUCAAGCAGACCCAGCUGAAGAAACUCCAGGGCUAUCUUGAAGCAGCGCUAACACGGCAGGGAGAAGUCGACGGCCUAUCAUCUCUGGCCCAGCAGGUUUUGGAGGAAACUUACAUCAGUAGUCGUGUCAGUGUUACUGCCACCCAGCUGACGGCUCGCUACCAUUCCCUGCUGCUCAACAUUCAGGAUACCAUCAAGCACCUACAGGAGGAGCUGAGAAGCAUUGAAGAGGCAGAAAACCUAUGCAUAUCCUUUACAGAGUGGUUCAGCUCAACUCAGAGAAGCUUCACAACCAUAGCUGAUCGUUCUGAAUCUCUGGACCGGGUUACCAUGGAGAGGAAGCUGAAGAAACUAGAGACUCUGCAGUCUGAGCUCCAGCAUGGUCACACUUCCCUGAAAUCCCUGAGGGAGCGGGCAGAGCAGGCAGCAGGCUUCCUGAACGACGCCGGAGCUGAAAGUUUAGGGGGAGAGGUAGAAGCACGUCUUAGCCAGCUGGAGGAGCUCGCAGGGGGACUUAGGCAAGAGCGCAACUUCCUGGAACGUGCAUUACUGCUAGCUAAGGAGUUUCAGGAGCGGUACAAGGCUCAGGCCCAAUGGCUUGUAGAGACCCGGGUUCUGCUCAGCACCCCAGUGGAGCCCAAGGCUGAGAUGUAUCAACGGAGAGCACAGCUGGCUAAGUAUAAGGCCAUUUUGCAGAUGGUUCAGUCCCACGACGGAUCCGUCAAGUCAGUGAUGGAGAAGGGAGAUGCUCUGCUGGCGUCUGUCCACUACCCCUCCAUUAGAGACAAAAUGCACAGACUGCAAAAAGACUACGCUGAACUUUGUAAAGCUGCGAUGGCUCAUGUGGAAAACUUGGAAGGCCAGGUAAAGGAACAGGAAGCGUACCACAACGAACUCCAGGAAGUGGAGCGCUGGCUGCUGCAGAUGUCCAGCAGGAUGGUGACUCCUGAUCCAAGCGUGAGCGGCAGCCUCGAGGCAGCAACUCAACAGCUGUCCAGACACAAGGCCAUCAUGGAGGAAAUUGCCGGCUUUGAGGAUCGUUUGGCAGGCCUAAAAGAGCGAGGAGACCACCUGGUACAAGGCUGCAGUGACCGUGUGCAGAGCAGGCUGAGACAGCAGGUUCAGGCUCACCAGCAAGGCAUCAGAGACAGCUACUCUGCCAUCUGUAGCACAGCGCAAAGAGUUUAUCAAAGUCUAGACCACGAGCUGCAGAGACAUGUCAGUCUGCAGGACACACUGCAACUCUGCCAGACCUGGUUGUACUCUGUUUCAGAAGAAACAGAGCCCCAUACACAUACUUUUGCCAGCCUUGAAGAGGCUCUGCAGCAGGUGAAGCAGGAGCGAGCUCUCCAAGAACAGGCGAGCACAUACUUCCAGCUUGUGUGUUCAGCAUGUGACCUGUCGGAGUCGAGGGUCAGGGAAACGGCAGCAGCUAUCCAGCAGGUCAAACUGCAGAUUGAGGAGCGUAUGCUUCUUAGUGAAGAAGUAGCCGACAGCUGGCGGGAAAUGGAGGAACAGACGGCAGAUCUGGAGACCCAGCUUAGAGAAACGGAACAGGAACUUCAGAACCUCAUCAGGAGACCUGCGGAGCUGGAGCCCAAGAUUGCACAAAAUCAGCUGGACAAGGCGCAGGAAUUCCUCCAACAGAUUAGAGAGAAACAAUCUGAGGCGACUCAUUUGAACGACGCCAUCAGCAGGUUGACGGAUGGACAGGUCUCUCCUGCACUGGAGGAGAUAAGGAGGCUGAAAAGAGGCUGGAUUGUGCUGGGCCAACGGGUGGAAGAGCUGGAAGCUCAGCGUGGGGAGGACAUGCAGCGAAGUGGAGAGUUCCAGGAGAGUGUAGUUGCUGUGGAGGAACUCUUCCACCAAGUGUCCAGGGAAUGGGACUACCUUGCCAGGGCUGACACAGAGAGUACAAGUGAGCAUCUAGAGGCUCUGAGGAAGCUUUCUAGUGACCUAGAGGAACAGAAGGAGACCCUUGAAGACCUAAGAGACCAGAGACAAGUUAUCCUGCCUCGACUUAGCCUGCUAGAUAAAGAGCUGGUCAAACAACAGGUGGGCCACCUGGAGCAACGCUGGGCCCAGCUUGAAACUCUUAUUCAGCAGAAGAUUAAGGAUUCUGCUCAGACACUAGAGGAUCUCGCCCAGGUGGAAACCCAGCUGAGAGAUGCGAGAGAGUGGGUGGAGGAACAGCGGCCUGCACUCACCUCUGCACUGAAAACCAGCCCACCCCCCGAUCUGGCCCAGAGUUUUCUCUUUGACCACCUCAGCGUAUGUGUGGAACUGGAGGCGCGUCAACAGCUGCUUGUUCAGGCGGUGAGCGAAGCUCAGGCCGUGGCCUCCCGGCUGGGGCUGAGUGAGAAGAGAUGCUUGCAGGAGCUUGUUGAACAAGCCCAGAUGGAGGUGGAGGCUCUUGGGGCUCAGGUUGCCCAAAGGAGGAAGUAUCUCAGUAAGGCCUUCACAGAGCGGACACAGUUCCUUCAAGGCUUAGGGAGAGCCUUGCUGUGGGUGCAGCAGCAGGAGAGGAAGGCGUUGUUGGAUGACCACAUAGCACUCCUUCCAGAGGAUCUGGCCAAACAGGUUUCUGCGUGUCAAGGUGUCCACAGUGGCUUACGAGCAUAUCAAAGGGAGCUGGCAUCGCUCUGGAUGCAAGGGCGAGAAUUGGAGAGAGAUGCCACUGACAAAGAAAGAGCUGAAACGCUGGCGAAACUGGAGGAGGUUCAGGCGGCCUUUGAAACGGCCCUCCAGAGGACCACCCAGCGUCUCAGUGGCUUAGAGAAGGCCUUGACCUCCAGGAAGUACUUUCAUGUGGACCUGGACAAGACUUGCCACUGGUUAAGGCAAGCAGAUGCCAUAACAUUCCCUGAAAUCAAUUUCAGUAGUGUUGAUGAGAACUUGCAAAUCCAAGAAAAAGAUUUGCAAACACAACUGUCUAACUUUCAAAGUGUCUUAGAACAAGCUUCAGAGUACGAGAACCUCCUCCUUAUUGUUCAGAGAAUAGGCCAGGAAAUCCUUCCGACUCUGAACGAGAUCGAUCAUUGUUACCUAGAUGAGCGCCUCAAUGCACUGCCUCAGCAGUACAAUGCCAUCCUAGCUCUUGCCAAAGAGAAAAAGGACAGAGUGCAACAGAUAGUCUUAGAGAGAAAAGAGUUCAGCACUUUCUUCGAUAUAACUCGCAAUGCACUGGAGGAGAUUCAGGAGCAAUUUGACAAUCUAGAGAAGCAGACUAUCAGUGUUAAAGCGGAGGAAGUCGUUACUUUAAUGAAUGAAUACAGAAGUAUUGAAGAAAGCUUGGUCCAUGUCAGCCCUGCUGUUAGAGAACUGCAUGGCAAAUGUGAAGGAUUUCUCAGCAGAGGUCUGCAAUACAGAACUGAGGAGACGCAGCAGCUGGUCAGUCUCCACACUGCACUAAAAAGGCGACACAGUGAGAAGAUAAAACAGCUAAAUGACUGUUUGAUUAUACAGGUAGAGCAUGACAGGGUGUUUUCACUAUUCGACUUAGAGCUUGAGUCAGUAAAGGAAGAGCUGGUCAGAGUAAAAUCAAAUAAAGGAAUAAGUGCCCUAGAAAAAAUCACAAGUUUGUAUUCACUGCUGGGACGUCUGGAAGGCGUGAGUGCUCAGGGUGAAGAAUUUGAUCAAAAAACCAAAACCCUUCAUCUGAAGUUUGACGCUGCUGCCUUCCCUGACACUAAACUGCAACUGGAGUCUCUGCGAUGUGACAUUGAAUCUUUUGUUGAGGAAAAUGAAAUAGCCACCACAAAGAGUGAUUUUACAAGAGAAGCUGAGAGGAUGUUGGAGUGGUUGAAUGCUGUUAAAGAAAAGCUGAAGGAGCCUUUCAGCCUUUCAGAGGCGAAAACUGAGAGGAUACACGAGGAGAAAAGGAAACUACAAAUCCUAGGAGAGGAAAUGAAAAGUAGACUGAAGGUGGUGGGCAUCUUGGGUAGCAGAGAAAAGCAAAACAAGGAAAGUAGCAAAGAAAUGGUUUCAGCCCACAUCGAAGAAAAAUUGGGAGUGCUGACAAAGCUGGGAGCUGAAGUUCAACAAGAAAGUGGCACAAAACAGCUGGCUGUGGAUCAAGCUCUUUCCCUGGUCCAGAGAUACCACUUAUCUCAGCAGCGCACGCAGAAGUGGCUGGACUCUGCAGCCGCUUUGCUCCACGGGGCCAGCACCGGGGUGGAGCUUGAGAACUUCACAGAGUUAAUGAGACACCUGGACGAAACUUCAGCCCAGGAGAAGAACAUUGCAGCUGGUCUGGAGGAGAUGAGGACUUUGGAUCCUCUGCCGGUGGAUUUAGUGAAUGCAGGAGUGAUGAGAGAGCUCCGAGAAAAGGUUCAGGCAAUGCACCUGAGGAACACAGAGGUCAAGCAGCAGGUGUAUGCUUACAAAGAAGAGCUGCAGAGGUGUGGUAUUCUUUGGAGCUCAUUUCAAAAUGUGAAAAAGACACUGGUUGAACAGAUGAAUGAUUUAGAAAGCAAGAUGGCCACAUUUACCACUUCUAAAGCCAUCAGUGUCCACGAGGCAGAAGAUAAAUGUCAAAGACACCAGUCUCUGGUGGCUCACAUUGACAUGCUGGAGCUGCCUCUGAAUGCUGUGAGAGGGAAUGUAACAGAGCUGGAGCAAAUCAUCUCUGAAUCUGGCAAAACCGUCACCAGUCACGCUGUGUCGUCACUAUGGCAACGGUGGACCAGGCUCUGCAGUGUGGCCCGAGCCCAGCAGAGGGCUCUUGAGGACACUGCCAAGGAGUGGAAGAACUUCAUUGACAAGAUGGAGAAGGUGCGCUCUGUGUCCAAAGACCUUCACAGUCGCGUCCCAGACAGCACUGUUGAGAAGGCAGCCACCAGGGCGGCGCUCCAGAGCCUCCUGGAGUACCAUGACUCUUUCAGCCAGGAGGUGGAGAGGGAGCAGUCCAUACUGGCCCUGCUGUGGCAGCAAACUCGCUGUCUCAGAGGAGAAGAGGAGAAGGAGGAGGCGAUGGAUAAAAAGAUGGAGAAUGGUCAUGAAGAGACACUGUGUCGACGAGAGAUCAGAAGCAUGCAGGAGCAAUAUGAUGGAUUGUUGUUGCAGGUGUGGGUCAGCAGGACUCAGGUACAGCAGGAGUUGAGAGAAAGAGAGGAGGUUGAGAAGGAGCUGGGCUUAGUCAAAGGCUGGAUACAAGACACCCGUGGCUUAUUGCUGAGUCCCACUGCAGACCUGGAUUCACUGCUGCAAGAACUUGAGACCGCACAUGGUGAGGUCAUCAGCAGACGUCAGAGUGUGGAGCGCAUGGCAGAGCUGCAGCAGUCAAAGUAUCAGGACCUUCAAGCUGGUCUGCCCUCCGAGCUGAGCAUGCAGCUAGCUGAGGUGGCUUUGGCUUUGGGUUCUGCUGAAGAUCAGGUGCAGGCAAGGGAGAGAGAAGUGCAGCAGACCAGAGAUGUGAAGGAGGAUUUCAGCUCCAGACUUCAGGACAUUGAGGGGAAGCUGAAGACCAUCACUGGAAAAUUGGAGGACAAGAGUGCUGACCUAGAGGAGGCCAAAGAAGACACCAAAGCUCUUUUUGAAGAGUGCGAGUCCUGCGGCUCCUCUCUGGCAGAGUUAGGAGCGGCCGUGCAGGGGUUCGGAGAGCACAACCCACUUUUGUGUAAGCAGCUGGGUGAUGCUGUAGUUAAACUGAUGGAGCUGCAGCGUCACACUGCACAGCGGGUCCAGGACAGAGUCAGCAGACUGAAGAAGGCAGAGAGACAAGUACAGGAGUAUCAGCACUCAAGGGCAUUCAUACUGGGCUGGGUAGAAAAAGCUGAAGCUCUGAUCACUGGGAAUAUCAUCUGGAGCUCUUCCUCCCAGUUGCAGGAGCAAAUCCGAGCACACCAGGCGUUGCUGCGGGAGUGCAGAGGUCUCUAUGGUGAUUUGGAGGCUUUGGGGGAGAGGGAGGGGCAGCUGGCAGAUGUGCUGCGGAAGGGGGGGUGGAGUCAGCAGGUAAAACACCUCAGCAGAUGCACAGAAGAGCUGCAGCAAUCUGCCAAGACCCGCCUCCAGAGUCUGCAGGAUGCAGCUAAGGACAUGUUACGCCUUGAGGCGGAGGUGAAGAGCCUCCACGCUGCAGUAGAUCAGAUCCAAGUCACACUCGCUUCCCCUGAUCUCAACAAGCUCAGCCUCAGGGAGCAGCUCACCCAGAGACAGCGUCUGCUGGUAGAAAUGGAGGGCUUUAAACACCAGGUGGCUGCAGUUCAGAAGUGCCAGAGCGCCCUCCGGCUGCCUGAAGAGGUAGUGGCCAGUCUGCCUAUCUGCCUAACGGCUCAGACUCUGCAGCAAGAGGCCAGCCAGCUGCAGCACACCACCAUCCAGCAGUGCAACAUCCUCCAGGAGGCUGUGGUGCAGUAUGAGCAGUAUGAACAGGAAGUCAAGAGUCUCCAGAGAUUAAUAGAGGAUGCUCAUCGCAUCAUUCAGGACCGGCCUGUCUCCACCAGCAACAUACAGGAACUUCAGGCUCAGAUACACCACCAUGAGGAGCUGGCUCAGAAGAUCCGUGGCUACCAGGAGCAGAUUGCCUCGCUCCACUCCAAGUGUAAGAUGCUGACAGUUAAGGCCAAACACGCCACCAUGCUGCUGACGGUCAGUGAGGUGGAGGGCCUUUCAGAUGGGAUGGAGGAGUUGAGUGAUGAGGAGCUGCCCAGUGUUGUGGCUAACGCUGGCUUGGCUGGCUCCAAGCAGCUUCCAGCACACCCCUCUGUUGUUAUGAUGACAGCCGGCCGCUGCCACACGCUGCUAUCCCCUGUGACAGAGGAGUCAGGGGAGGAGGGCACCAACAGCGAGGUCUCCUCUCCCCCUGCCUGCCGCUCCCCGUCUCCCGGGGGUAACGCUGACACUCCUCUUAACCAGGGUCGAGGUGCACUGAGUCGAGCACCACUUCAGGAACUGUAUGACCCGUCGAUGGAAAGCAGUGCUGCUAACCUGGAUGACCUGCAGAGAUCCUGGGAAACACUCAAAAAUGUGAUCAGUGAGAAGCAGAAGAGCUUAUAUGAAGCUCUGGAGCGGCAGCAACAUUAUCAGGAAUCCCUCCAGUCUAUUUCUACUAAGAUGGAGUCCAUAGAAGGGUCACUCAGUGAGGGCCUGGAGCCCUACAAGACACCCGAGAGCCAGAUGGCUGCACAUCAGGCCCUGAUGGAUGAGAUCCUGAUGCUGCAAGAGGAAAUUGGAGCGCUACAGACGUGUUUCUCGGAGGAGCUGGCAGACGACGGCGAUGGGGAGGCCGGUGACCAGCUAGCUCUCCAGUCUACUCUCACCGUACUGGGAGAGAGGAUGGCCACCAUUCGCAUGAAGGCUUCAGGGAAGCGGCAGUUGCUAGAGGAAAAACUGAGUGAGCAGCUAGAGGAGCAGCGACAGGAACAGGCGCUGCAGCGUUACCAUAGUGAGGCAGAGGAACUCGAUCACUGGCUGCUCAGCACUCGUGCCACCCUCAGCUCUGCCCUUCAGCCCCAAAAUGAAGACAUGGAUAUGGAGGAGCAGCUUAUCGACUGUCAGAACAUGCUGUUUGAGAUUGAGCAGAAGGUUUCGUACCUGUCAGAGCUCUCCGUCCACAGUGAGAGUUUGCUGAUGGAAGGCCGAGCUGAAACCAAGGAAGAAGCCGAGCAACUAACCGUCAAACUCCACUCCCUCAAAGACAGCCUGCUGGAGCUGCAGCAGAUGCUGCAGGACAAACAGGUGGACAUACAGGGUUCGUUGCAGGAGCAGGAGGACAGUGAGCCAGAUUCUUCUCUGUCCCAGAGUCCGAAUGUCCAGGACUGGCUGUCGCAGGCCCGCUCGACACGCUCGAAACAACACCACAACCAUCUGCUUCAACAAAGGGAGCUGCAGGAGCAAGUGGCUAAUCAGAGGAAGCUGCUCCAGUCUGUAGCCAGUGUCGGGGAAGAGCUACUCAACCAACAUAACACACCGAAUGGGGACAGUGAGAUGUCCAUCCCUGUUGGAGUGUUGCUGGAGACAGAGACCGUGUCUCCUCUGGAGCAGAUGAGACAGAGAUGGGAAAACCUGAACAAAGAUCAGAGCACCAAGCUGCAGCUGUCCCUCAACUCCCUGGAACAAGACCAGCUUAGCCCGGUCCUUCACCGCUCCCGACUCUCCAGUCCCAGUGUGGUGUUCAGAGGGGAAGUUUCUAGCCAAAUCUCCCGCUCUCCCUCGACAUUAUUUGAAGCCUGCUCCCAGACCCUGGAAAGAAUCAAUGAAGAAGCAGCAGACGGUGACGGUAAACUGGCAUCAUCUUCUGGAGGGACAGCCACCCAGCAGGAUCUGUAUGCUGCAGUAUCAGCAGCCUCCUCCUGGUUAGAUUCUGCUGAGAAUAACCUGCUCUCUGGUCCUGUGCUGCUGUCUGAGGACACAGAAACCCAACUCACAAAUCUAGAGGGUCUGGAUAAGCAACUAAAGGAGAUGACCAGGGAGGUGAACCAUUGCAGAGAUCUGCUGGGUGGAGGAACAAGCCGGGUGUGUGGGGCAGAGGACCGGGCCCUGAUGGAGGACACGCUGGAGGGGCUGCAGGAGAGGAUGGGCCUGCUGGACUCUGCUCUGGAGCAACACUGCGACAACAUGAGGGACAGGCUGCAGGAACAUGCCACUUUCCAGAAUGAACUGAAGAUGCUGUUCACGGCCCUGACAGAAAUCAAACAUCAGGUUUUGCAGAAGACGGCUGGAAUGGCAGACAGACCUGCAUCCAAACAGUCGGAGACAUUGUAUGAGGUGGAUGACAGCCUAAGAGAGUUUGAGCAAAGAGUCACCGAGCUAAGGAACAAAGCAGAUGGACUCCAAUCUGACCAAACGUCCAACCAGGAAAUACUCAAGCUGCAGGAUGCGUAUGAGGAACUGGUGCUCAUGGUGGGCUCCAGGCGGAGUAGCCUGAACCAUGGCCUGUCGCUGAAGGCUCAGUAUGAAGCUGCACUCCGUGACCUCACUGACCUGGUGGACACUGCUCAGGACAAAAUGGCUGCCGACCAAAAGAUGACAGUGGCUUCUGUCAUUGAGGUCCAGAUGUUACUGGAUAAGCACAAAGAGUUUUUCCAGGGUCUGGAAUGUCAUAUGAUCCUCACCCAGACAUUUUACAGUAAAGUGUCAGGUCUAGUGGCACAGAGGGAUAGCCAAGCCUUGGAGGAAACCAUGACUUUGUCUUACAAUGUGCUCAAACAAGCCCACAGGAGGGGAGUGGAGCUGGAGGGCAUUCUGGAGUCAUGGAGCAGACUAGUGGAAGACUAUCAGGCUCUUUGCAGACAGCUGGAGGUCGUGGAGUGUAGCAUCCCCACUGUUGGUCUGGUUGAAGAGACAGAGGAGAAACUCAAUGAAAGGAUCGGCCUCUACCAGUGUCUGAAAGCCAGUCUGACGGAGCAUCAGCAGCAGCUCUACCAGGUCCUGGAGGAGGGGAAGAGGCUUCUCCUGUCUGUUAGCUGCUCAGAUUUGGAGAGCCAGCUGACACAGCUGGGAGAGCACUGGCUCUCCUCCACCACUAAAGUCAACAAGGAGUUGCACCGUCUUGACUCAACGCUCAAACAUUGGACCAGGUACCAGAGCGAGUCAGCAGAGUUGAGCCACUGGUUGCAGUCAGCUCUGGACAGACUGGAGUUCUGGACUACCCAGUCGGUGACGGUCCCUCAGGAGCUGGAGACUGUCAGAGACCACCUCUGUGCCUUUCUGGAAUUUUCAAAAGAGGUGGAUGCCAAGUCGUCUUUACGCUCAUCAGUGCUGAGCACAGGUAACCAACUUCUGCGACUGAAAAGAGUAGAAACAGCCGGCCUGAGAACAGCACUGGGCCAAAUCGACACUCAGUGGGCGGAGCUACUUACUCAUAUCCCUGUCGUACAGGAGAAACUUCACCAGCUGCAGAUGGAGAAACUGGCAUCACGACAUGCCAUCACAGAGCUAAUGAGCUGGAUCUCACUGAUGGAGAACAUCAUAGUGGAAGAUGAAGACAAAAUCAUGGAAGCUGUGGGCUCAGAUGUGGUCCAAAACUUCUUGCAGAAAUAUAAGGGUUUCCGGAUAGAUCUGACCUGUAAGCAGCUGACUGUGGACUUCGUGAACCAGUCGGUGCUGCAGAUCAGCAGCCAGGAUGUGGAGGGAAAGCGCAGUGACAAGACGGAUUUUGCUGAAAAGUUGGGUGCCAUGAACAGAAGAUGGCAGAUACUGCAGGGGCUCAUUGCUGAAAAGAUUCAGCUAUUAGAAGGAUUUGUUGAAAGUUGGUUAGAGCAUGAAAAUGGUGUCCAGGCACUGAAGACCUGGCUCACACUGCAGGAAGAGAAACUGAAGAAGAGACACAGGAUAGAGGAUGUAGCAUCGGUGCAGAAUGCACUGAAAGACUGCCAGGAGUUGGAAGAACAAGUGAAGGAAAAAGAGAAGGAUCUAGAAAAAGCAGAGGAAAGAGGAAACGCUCUCAUCCAGGAUAAGAAAGGUGCAGCCUGCUCGGUUGUUAAGGAGACCAUUAAAGGGCUAAACCAGUCUUGGGCUCAUUUGGACCACAUGAUAAGCCAGAUGAAGGUGAGCCUGCGGUCUGUGCUGGAUCAGUGGACAUUGUAUCGCCGCGCUUCAGAAGAGAUUAACGGUUACCUGAUGGAGGGGAAAUACGCUGUAUCCAGGCUGCACCUCCUUAAUGGGUCUUUGGAGGCAGUGCAGCAGCAAGUGGAGAGUCUGGAGAACCUGCAGGAGGAGAUGGACAAACAGGAGAGCAGUCUGAGGAAGUUCGGCUCUGUAACCCACCAGUUGUUGACUGAGUGUCAUCCCUCUGUGGCUGAAACACUCAACAGAGCACUCCGGGAUGUCAACAUCAGGUGGAAUCACCUACUGGAGCAGAUCUCAGAGCAGCUAAGGAGCAGUAAGGCUUUGCUGGGAUUGUGGCAGCACUACAGGACGCUGUACAACCAGUGUGUGGCAGCAGUUCAGAAACAGGAAGAGCGUACUGAUCGCCUGCUGAGGAGCGCCACAGAGAGGGAAAUCACAGAGGAGGAGAGCAGUGCCUGGAUACGUGACUGCAAUGACUGCCUCGGUCACCAAGAGUCAGUGCAGCAGUUGCUCCAACAGCUGCAGGCUUUAGGGGAGCAGCUGAGGAGCCAAGUUGACGCCUCAUCCUCGGCAUCACUCCAGUCCGACCAACUGUCACUUUUUCAUCGUCUAGAAGCGCUCAAGCACGCCCUUUACAGGCAGCAAGAAGCACUGCAGUCUGGAUCUCAGGCCUGUCAGGGUUUCAUAGAGCGGAUGGAAGCCCUGAUCCGUGAGGCAGAGCAGGCUGAGGAGGCGCUGAAGGAGUCUGACCCAGUCGGCUCGCCGGAGCUCACUGUGGUUCAGGCACGUAUAGAGAAACUUAAGGUGCACUUGUUGAGGCUGAGCAGUCUGUCUCCAGACCUGGAACGUGUGAAUGAGCUGGUUUACAGGAUCCCAGUCAGUGACAGAGAUAUCAAACGGCUCCAAAAUCUCAAUAGAUCCUGGGCGGUUCACACUGCUCACCUCACUGAGAGGUUCAGUAAACUGCAGUCAGUGUUGCUCCAGCAGCAGAAUUUCCUCCAGAAGUGUGAGGCUUGGAUGGAUUUCCUGUCUCAGACUGAACAGAAACUGGCAGAUGAGAUCUCGGGCAACUAUGAGAGUCUGCUGGAGCAGCAGAGAGACCACGAGUUGUUCCAGGCAGAGAUGUUCAGCAGACAGCAGAUUCUUUACUCCAUCAUCAGUGAUGGGCAUCAAUUGCUGGACCAAGGACAAGUGGAUGAAAGUGACGACUUCAGUCUGAAGCUGGCCUUGCUGAGCAAUCAAUGGCAGUGUGUGGUGAGACAGGCCCAGCAGCGGAGAGGCAUCAUCGAUAGUCUGGUGCGCCAGUGGCAGAACUACCAAGAGAUGGCAGAUAAGCUGCGGCGGUGGCUGCAAGAAGUGACCCGUGACACAGACAUACAUCAGCCAGGAGAACCAGUGGCACUGCAGCAAAUCAGAGAUCUGCUCGGUCAGAUACAGCUGAGAGAGCGAGUGCUUCAUAGGCAGCAAGGAGUCUACAUCCUGACCGUGGAGGCCGGCAGGAGUCUGCUGCUGUCAGCCGAUAGCAAGGCCGAGGACACUCUGCAGACAGAGCUCAUGGAGAUCCAGGACAAGUGGAGGCACGCCCACCACCGCCUUGAUCAGCAGAGGAGGGAACUGCAUGGCUCGCUCAAGAACUGGGAGCGAUGUGAGAAGGGCAUAGAUGUGUCACUGGAGAAGCUGAGGGCCUUUAAGAAAAAGCUGUCCGUGCCACUGCCUGACCUCCAUGAGGAGCUACACUCGGAGCAAAUCAGAUGCAAGGAGCUGGAAAAUGGUGUGGACGGCUGGACUGAUGACCUUACUUCCUUGUUCCUGCUGAGAGACUCCUUGGAGGGCGUGGUCAGUGGGGAUGACAUCACAGUUCUACAGGAACGCCUCCAGCUGCUGCAGCGUCAGUGGGAGGAGGUUUCCCAUCAGCUUUCCCUGCGCAGGCAACAGGUGAGCGAGAAGUUGAACGAGUGGGCCGUUUUCAAUGAGAAGAACAAGGAACUGUGUGAGUGGCUCACACAGAUGGAGAGCAAAGUCUCUCAGAAUGGAGACAUCAGUAUCGCGGAGAUGAUUGAAAAGCUACGCAAGGACUACCAAGAGGAGAUCAGCGUAUCUCAGGAAAACAAGCAGCACCUGCAGGUGAUGGGCGAGCGCCUGGCCCGGGCCAGCCAGGACAGCAAGGCCGCAGAGAUCCAGCACAAGCUCAGCAAAGUCAGCGAGCGCUGGCAACACCUGCUGGAUCUUAUAGCCGCCAGGGUGAAGAAGUUGCGGGAGACCCUUGUGGCAGUGCAGCAGCUGGAGAAAAACAUGAGCAGCCUGCGUUCUUGGCUCUCUCACAUCGAGACCGACCUAUCCAGGCCCAUCGUCUACGAGACCUGCAACGACCAGGAGAUUCAGAGGAAACUCAGCCAACAGCAGGAGCUGCAGCGGGACAUAGAGAAACACAGCACAGGUGUGGCGUCUGUGCUGAACCUGUGUGAAGUCCUGCUGCAUGACUGCGAUGCCUGCUCCACAGAGGCCGAGUGCGACUCCAUCCAGCAGACCACCAGAGGCCUGGACAGACGCUGGAGGACCAUCUGUGCCAUGUCCAUGGAACGGAGGCUCAAGAUCGAGGAGACAUGGAGGUUGUGGCAGAAGUUUCUGGAUGAUUAUUCCCGGUUUGAGGACUGGCUGAAGACGUCAGAAAGAACUGCAGCCCUGCCCAACUCGUCUGGAGUUCUCUAUACCAUCGCGAAAGAGGAGCUCAAGAAGUUUGAGGCCUUCCAACGGCAGGUGCAGGAAUGCCUGACACAGUUGGAGCUCAUCAACAAACAAUACCGGCGUCUGGCCCGCGAGAACCGCACAGACUCUUCCUGCCGUCUCAGGGAAAUGGUGCAUGAUGGGAACAAACGAUGGGAUAACCUGCAGAAGAGGGUGGCAGCCAUCCUACGCAGACUAAAGCACUUCAUUACCCAGAGGGAGGAGUUUGAGACGGCACGUGACAGUAUCCUGGUGUGGCUCACUGAGAUGGACCUCCAGUUAACCAACAUAGAGCAUUUCUCUGAGUGUGACGUACAGGCCAAAAUAAAACAGCUCAGGGCAUUCCAACAGGAGAUCUAUCUAAACACUGCAAAGAUUGAGCUAGUGUUCAGGCAGGGUGAAGCUCUGAUUGAGAAGAGCGAACCUCUGGACGCAGCCGUCAUCGAGGAGGAGCUGGAAGAGCUGCAGAGAUACUGCCAGGAAGUGUUCGGACGAGUGGACAGAUACUACAAGAAGCUCACGCGACUGCCCCUGGCGGAUGAUGAGCUUGAUGGUUCAGACAGAGAGCUGGACAUCGAGGAAGGUGGAGAUUUCUCCGAACUGCAAUGGGGCGACUCCACCCUGCCACGGACGUCCAGCCGCCCGGCCUCGGCCACGGCAGCCCUGAUCCGGGCCGACCGCUCUGGACGAGACACCCCGGCCAGCGUAGACUCCAUCCCCUUAGAGUGGGACCAUGACUAUGACCUGAGCAGAGGCCUUGACAGUCCUGGAGGUAGAGGCAUUACGGAGAAGAGGAGCCGAGGGCAAGAUGAAGAGGUUGAGUAUCUGAGGACGACUGCCACGGUGCUCUCAGAUGUAGUUAUUCCAGAGAGCCCAGAGGCCUAUAUAAAACUGACUGAGAACACAUUGAAAUCGUCCUCUGGUGAGCCAGGUCAUCUAGAGACCAGUCUGAGACAACUGGACCAGGCUCUGGAUGCAGGACGCUAUCACCUCCAGCAGAGAGAGGCCAACACCAACCACUCCAGCCCCGACAGCGAGUCCACGUACAUGGGAUAUAUGCGUCUGAUGGGGGAGUGUCGUGGCAGCAUAGAUGCAGUGAAGAAGGCAGAGGGUGAGUUGACUGAAGACGAGGACGAAAUGCCAGGACUCGUCAACUCCACUUGCACAGACACACAGAGCGCAGGUGUGAUUGAGCGCUGGGAGUUGAUCCAGGCUCAGUCCCUCAGCGAGAAACACAAACACAAGCAGAACCUGCAGCAGUGGCAGCAGCUUAUAUCAGACCUGCAGACCAUGAGGGACUGGUUGGGUCAGUCGGAGGUCGAACUCGGCGAGUUGCGAGGUCUCAAACUCAGCACAGACAUACACACCAUCCAGCAGAGAAUCAAGAUGCUCAAGGAGCUGCAAAAGGGCAUGGAUGCUCACAAGUCAGAGGUCCUGUCCAUCAACCUGAGCAGUGCAGACUUCCUCCAAUCAGAUCCCGACUCUGAGGAAGCGUGGGAGCUGCGGGACCAGCUGAAAGAGAUGAACUCCCGCUGGGAUCGGCUCGGCGGCUCACUGGAGGACUGGAGGGAGGAGCUGCAGAGGGCGCUGAUGCAGUGUCAGGAGUUUCAUGAAAUGAGUCACGGUCUGCUGCUGUGGCUGGAGAACAUCGACCGCAGGAGGAACAAGGUGGUGCCUAUCCCUCUCAAAGCUGAUAGUGAAACAUUACGAGCUCAUCACAAAACACUGGCGCAAAUCAAGCUGGAGCUGCUGGACUCUCAGCAGAAAGUAUCGUCCCUCCAGGAGCUGUCGACUCAGCUGCUGGUCAACACUAAACCUCAGACUCUGUUGCUGCAGUCACAAACGCCGAAACAGAUCCAGCCUCAGGGCAGUGAGUGUCUGGAAGCUCAGGAGAAGGUUCAUGUGAUCUGGAACAGGCUGAGACUCCUGCUGAGGGAGGUUGGCUCAGACCUGGAAGAGCUGGAGAAGAGACUGGAGUCCAUGGAGGCACGACAGGACUUCCUUCCAGUAGAAACUGUCCAAUCAGAAAUCUGUGGAUCCGCCAGUGCUGGGUCGCAGGCGACCGUCCAAAGUCACAAACGACUGCCCCGAGACAAAAGUAGUCAGGCCCACCCGGGACACCCUGAGAGCUGCCCGCGCCACAGCCGGAGCGGAUCACCAGGCGCCGCUGGCUGCGUUUCCUCCCGUUUUGACCUUCCGGAUGGCGUCUCCUCGUCAACGUCCUCCUCCUCCUCCUCCUCCUCCAAGGACCGGUCUUUCCUGCUUCGGGUCUUCAGGGCUGCACUCCCUGUCCAGUUGCUCCUGCUGCUCCUUAUCGGCCUGGCCUGCUUGGUGCCCAUGACGGAGGAGGACUACAGCUGCCACCACGCCAACAACUUUGCCCGCUCCUUCCAUCCAAUGUUGCGCUACACCAACGGACCUCCGCCCAUAUGAGGAGCAGCAAACUUGUCUCUACCUACUGCUUUGCCAAGGACUCCACUGACUCUUGUGAAUGUUUCCUCUUCACCCUGUGCCCUAGAGCAGCAAACUCUCCCCCUGCUGGGGAAUAACUUGCAUUAUGAAGUACUUCAAAGGUGAUAUGCAAACCUGUCCCACUAACGUUGCACACCUGAUCUCCUGUAAUCACCUCAACCCUUUAAAAAAACACUCCUGAACAAGUGGACUUCCAUCUGGAGAUCCCUCUUCCUCAGUCCAAAUAUUUCAUGUUGUUUUAACUUAAAUGUCUAUUUUAUUUUUUAAGAUUUCGUUUGAACCUGUCAAACCGUUGAAAAACAAAGCACUAUUUAUAUACUGUAUGUUGGGAGCCAAAGUCAGCUGUGCUUUUUUUUUUUUAGUGCUGCUACUAUUUAUUUAGUGUUCAAUCUGCUAAUAGCUUGUUAGCAACGAUUAAGCUAAAGCACCACCUUAAAAGUUGGAUAUUGUACAUGUAAAAUGUAGAGUAGACUUUGAGUUUGAGUAGCUAUCAUUCAGUCUGAGGUGGGAAAAUGACACAUCUGAAGAUCUGCUCUGAGGAAAUGACUGAAAGAGCACAAAAUAAAUUAAAAAAAACACCUAAAGGGUGAGGUGUAACCAAGUUUUUUUUUUUCCUUCCCUAAAAGAAGUUGCCUGACUUUGGAAAUGAAGUCUUCACAUGUUUAAGCUUAAAAACUGAACCUCUAGCACUGUCAAAGGUACUGCACUGAAUCCCUCAUGUCCAGACGUCUUUCCCCAAAGCCAAGGCUUGUAUUUCAGUUUUAUAAUCAGUAUUUAACUUAAUGACAAAAUUAUAAACAAAAGAUUUGCCCUUGUGACUUAAAAAAAAUAAAUCUGCUUUGUAUAUUAUGUGAAUGCCUUUUAAUACAGGACGUUUUUGUUUUUUUUAUGUUUCUGUUUGAGCAUGCGCUUGAAGAUACCCUGCUUUUAAGGAAGCCAAACAAUCACUGCUAGUGUUUUGGUAGACGGCUGCAACAUGAGAGUGCGCUUUGUAAUAACUGCGACAAUUAUUCUGCGCUGAUGAAACGUCAGCAUCGUUGAAACAGAAUCUGUAAAAAAUGAAAUUAUGAAAAGGGUUAUUUAUGUAUGUACAGUUUGCUAAUUCAUGAAGAUUACUCUCUUUGCAAAUAAAACAUG
Molecule: messenger RNA, 27793 nt
Organism: Cololabis saira (Pacific saury)
Lineage: Eukaryota; Metazoa; Chordata; Actinopteri; Beloniformes; Belonidae
Gene: syne1a
Product: spectrin repeat containing, nuclear envelope 1a
Exons: 147
Coding region: 41-26617 (8858 amino acids)
Cellular component (GO): membrane
Molecular function (GO): protein binding
Source: RefSeq, a predicted model, not a curated record